Molecule: messenger RNA, 1069 nt
Organism: Neodiprion fabricii
Lineage: Eukaryota; Metazoa; Arthropoda; Insecta; Hymenoptera; Diprionidae
Product: prostamide/prostaglandin F synthase-like
Exons: 4
Coding region: 173-745 (190 amino acids)
Source: RefSeq, a predicted model, not a curated record
GGAUAUUUUCCAAUUAACCUACAGCACAGGUACAAAACGACCGCUUCUUCGACAGGAAAUAUCGAUAAACAUAUUAUAUAUCCCUAUAAUCGUUCACAUGCAUACGUAUGGAUCAGUGUUUGACGCGUAGUCAUCGUGACGGAACAUUGUCAAUACGAGCGAAUUAUCAACAAUGGUGGACCUCACAAAUAUAUCCCAAAAUAAAAUAAAGAAUCUUACAACUGGCGAGGUCGUUCCGCUGGAAAGUCUUUGGAAGGACCAGACUGUGGUAAUUGUCUUCUUCAGACGCUGGGGAUGCAUGCUAUGCAGAGUGUGGGCAAAAGAGGUGUCCGCAAUUGCAGAUCUCCUCAAGGAACACAAUGUGAAAUUGAUUGGCGUUGGGGUGGAGGACUUUGAUAGCCAAGAAUUUGUGGACGGGAAAUUUUUCAAAGGAGAACUCUACGUGGACAUUGAUAAGAAGACCUAUGCCGGUCUUGGGUUUAAGCGCUACAAUUACUUCUCUGUUAUUGCUUCGCUGUUUAGCGGCGAAUCAAGGGCUGCUAUUAAUAAAGGCAGGGAAUUGAAAGUAUCUGGAAACUAUAAAGGAGAUGGAUUACAGAAUGGUGGGGCCCUAGUUGUUAAAGAAGGGGGCAAACUGCUUUACUCCUUCAAGCAAGAUGGCCCUGCACAGCACGUUAAAAAUUCCAAGUUUCUCGAAGUCCUUGGAAUUCCAAUUCCAGCUAAUAUUGAUGAAAAGACUGGUUGAUCUAACACUAUACGUUCACACAAACAAUUUAUCAGUCAUUUCAUGUCCAACUGUAUUGCACGCUGAACUGUUGAUUUUGAAUUGUUCAACUUCCACGUAACUUUGUAGAAAGGGGAAAGAUGUUUUAGUUUAGCGGGACAAUACAGUUUGUUAUGCAAUGAUCUGCAGUAAUGUUAUUUAUAAGAAAGAAAUUUAUAAUCAGCGUGGCCAGAGGUUGUUAUGAACAAAAAAAUGAAAUUCUAUAACCGUUUUAAACUUAUACGCACAAUAUUGUAUUUUAAAAACAAAAUAAUAUUAUAAAAAUACAAAUCCAUGGUAACGUCA